Messenger RNA from Drosophila willistoni, 2207 nucleotides. RefSeq names its product pre-mRNA-splicing factor 38B. The transcript is spliced from 2 exons. Bases 700 to 1929 code for a protein of 409 amino acids. NCBI's taxonomy places the organism in Eukaryota, Metazoa, Arthropoda, Insecta, Diptera, Drosophilidae. Gene Ontology annotation, molecular function: 5'-3' exonuclease activity; 3'-5' exonuclease activity. The record is from RefSeq and is a predicted model, not a curated record.
CAAAUUGCAUAAGAAUGUAUGUUUUGUGAAAGAGAGAGACUAAGAAAGAGAAAGGAUGUGUGGGAAAGAUAGUGCAAAAAAGUAAUCCCUCUCUUUCGAAUAACAUUAUUAGUGUACCACCCUCCCCUCGCACCAACGAGAGAAUUUGAAUUGCCAAAAAACUACAAAAUUGACAUUUCUACACUCUGCUACAUGCAAACUAUUUGAAAUUAAGUUUCUAGUUUUUUUCGGUAGCCCUUGCUUUCUUUAUAUGCCUAAAUUCUCUCUCUAAUGCAAAUCAAAUUGAUAACGAAAAACGUACAAGUUGAAUCUGUUUCGGUUACUUUCGUUACGAUAACAACAACAAAGAAAAAUGAAAAAAACAAUAACGGUUCGCAAAUUAAAUGGGGGAGGGGGCCCAGUUCUAGUCCAACGGUGCUUAUUGUGAUAGGCAGAAGAUUCGAUGAUAAUCGAAAGAAACCGUUAUAGUUGUAGUAGAGAUGAUACGGUUUCGCUUUAGUGAGUUUUACUCUCUCUUCCCACUACUUUUCUCUGGCCUCCAAUCAAUCCCAGAAGGCAACGUCAACCAAGUCAAAAAAACACUAAAGAAAUUUAAAACAAAACAAAAAGGGAUCAAACACAAUAUAAGCGGAGAGAGAAAAAGCAAAACUUAAGCCAAUUGUGUUUGUGCAUAUACAUAGUUUCGAAUUGCAGAUCGACAUGUCGGCGGCUCGUUUGCCCUACUAUCAACAGGAUCAAGAGGAUCAGCAGCGACGUGGUGGCGGCAACGGCAAUGGCGGACGUUCAAGCCACCAACAACAUCGGGGCUCAUAUAGACGUGAGCGGGAACGCGAACGUAGUCGAAGUCGCAGUCGCAGUCAAUCUCCAGAACGUAGACAGCAGCAACAGCACCGUCGGCGCCGUAGUCGCAGCCGCAGUCGUAGCCGUUCUUGGGAGCGACAACAACGUCGUAGACGCCAACAACAACAACAGCAGCAGCAAACACAGCGUCGACCUCAUCAUAAUAAAGACAGAGAUUCCAGGGAACGGUCUAAGGAUAGAGAACGCGAACAUGAUAGAGAUUCUGGUCGCCGCUCCUCUUAUCAUCGUCGUUCAUCAGACUCGCCGGAGCGCCGUCAUCAUUCUCAUCAUCAUCAUCAGGCGUCAUCAUCCUCGACUAGUUCCUCUUCGUCGUCAUUGCAGCAAUCCGCCAGCAGAUCCUCCUCUGGACGAGACAAUCAUAAGCAGCAACAACAUUCUAGCAAAAUCAAUGCCAUGUCCGCUGUGGGUGCUUACUACAAUCUGGAUAUCGAUGAGCCAUUCGAUAAGGAGCGCAUUCACCGCGAAAUGGAACAAAAACUUCGUGAAGCCUUGGCCCGCGAGGGUAAAGUGUAUCCACCCCCAAAACCAGAGCCUCCGUCGCAUCCAGUUUUUGCCAAUGAUGGUUCAUUUAUGGAGUUAUUUAAGAAAAUGCAAGAACAGCAGCAACAGCAACCAACAAAAUCCCAGACAGAAAUGACCGAAAAUAGUCAUAAUCGAGAGCAAUUAUCAGCAUUGGUCAUGAAUGUAGCCGGAUCAUGCACAUCGACAUCAUCAAUAUCGGCAUCACCAUCAUCAUCCUUAGCAGCAGCUGGACUGGCUGGAGCACUGACACCAUCGACAUUGCCAAAUGGAUCUCUGCUGCCAGCUAUUGCUGUCGGUGCGGCAACUAGUGCAGCUGCCCCAUAUAUAGCUGCCACAGCGGCUGGCAAAUCGGCACCACCUCCACCCAUGGUGGGUCGUCGUCGUGGUGGAAAGAUACUUAAAACUGGUGUUGUGGCCAAGCUAAAGACACCAAAUGAUCGGGAUGUGGAUCCCAAGGAUUUCUGGUCGCUCUAUUUGGCCGAAGUGAAUAAAUAUAAAAGCAAUGCCUGCGAUACAGAUAAUGGCAAGAGGCCGUUGGUUAAGUAGGGGGAAAUUGAACUUGAACGCAAGAAAUGGCAUAAAUGUUUCUACCACACCAAAAAAAAAAAAAAAUAAAACAAAAACAAAAAAAUAACAAACACACAAAAAUACACACACACAAUCGACACUAUAUCCUACCCCUUUAUUCCCCUAAUCUGAAUGAUUUUGUGUAAUUUCCAUUGGACUCUUUACAAAGAGCUGAUGCCUCGUUAGCCACUAAGUCGUAUUGUACAGAUUUAUACCUACAUAUAUAUAUAACCAAACAAAAACAUAAAAGUGAAAUU